Molecule: messenger RNA, 2574 nt
Organism: Triticum turgidum subsp. durum (durum wheat)
Lineage: Eukaryota; Viridiplantae; Streptophyta; Magnoliopsida; Poales; Poaceae
Source: the annotation of a GenBank genome assembly
AUGGCGACCGCGAGAAUAGCCGCCGGGACCUCUUCCGCCAUCGCCGGACAUCGCCUCCGGCCUGCCACGGUGUCGCCGCUCGUGUCGAACUUGUCUCGCUCACACCAUCACAGAAGAAACCAGCCUCUUGGCCUUGCCUCCGCCCGUGCCGCCGAGCAUGGUCUCACCGGAGCACACCGCCCCGAGUUCUUCCCUCAUGACCAUUGCCGUCCUCCUCCCUGUUCGAUGAGCGCGAGGAGGACGCGGACGAUGGUAACUUCCGCUUUAGCAAAUGUGGAGGAGGCAUCUGCCGAAGAAAAUGCAUGUCUCCAAAACAUGGAGCGGAAGGCUAGAAUAAGGAAGCAGCUCCUGGAAGCUGAGUUGUUGCCAUCUUCCUACGACACCGCCUGGGUGGCUAUGGUGCCCUUGUCGGGCUCUCCUCAAGUUCCAUGCUUCCCAAAGUGUGUUGAGUGGAUCCUACAAAACCAGCAGAGCAAUGGAUCUUGGGGUCUCAUCCAAAUGGACUCCUCCGUCAACAAGGAUGUCCUCUCAUCCACAUUGGCUUGUGUGCUGGCACUUAAGAGAUGGAAUGUUGGUGGUGAGCAUAUCAAGAGAGGACUAUGUUUCAUCAGAAGAAAUUUCUCUAUUGUUACGAAUGAGCAGAGUGAUACCCCUAUAGGCUUCAAUAUCACGUUUUCGGGUAUGCUUAUCCUUGGGACUGAGAUGGGUUUGGAAUUUCCGGUUGGACAAAAUGAUCUUGAUAGGAUUCUUCACCUCCGGGAGGUGGAGCUGAAAAGACUUCUUGGGGAUAAAUCCGAUGGGAGAAAAGAAUAUAUGGCUUAUGUUGCUGAAGGGCUAGGAAACCUGCUGGACUGGAAUCAAGUUAUGAAGUUCCAGAGGAAGAAUGGGUCGUUGUUCAACUCUCCUUCCACAACUGCUGCUGCACUAAUCCACAAUUUUGAUGACAAAGCCCUACACUACUUAAAUUUGUUUGUCAAUAAAUUUGGUGGUUCAGUGCCAACAGUUUAUCCAACAAAUAUACAUUGUCAGCUUUCAUUGGUAGAUUAUCUUGAAACCAUCGGGAUAUCUCAUCAUUUUUCUAGUGAGAUAAAGAGCAUCCUGGACGUGGCACACAGUUUCUGGUUACAGAGAGAUGAGGAAAUCAUGCUAGAUGUAGCAACAUGUGCAAUGACAUUCCGUCUUUUGCGAAUGAAUGGAUAUGAUGUUUCCUCGGAUGAUCUGUAUCAUGUUGAUGCAUCCACCUUCCAUAAUUCACUUCAGGGAUAUUUAAAUGAUACAAAAUCUAUAUUGGAAUUGUACAAAGCUUCAAAAGUCAGUGUAUCAGAAAAUGAAUUUAGCCUAGAUAACAUAGGCUACUGGGCAGGCAGGUUAUUGACAGAAAAAUUGCUCUCCGAGCGGGUGCAAACAACGGCAAUAUUUCAAGAGGUUGAGUAUGCUCUUAAAUUUCCCUUCUAUGCCACAAUGGAACGUAUAGGCCACAAGAGGAACAUUGAACACUUCGAUGUUUGUGGUUCUCAAAAGCUAAAGACAGAACAUCUGCCAUGUCGUGUCAGCCAAGAUUUCCUGGCUUUGGCUAUUGAAGAUUUCAGUUUUUCUCAAUCUAUUUACCAGGAUGAACUCCUGCAUCUUGAAAGUUGGGUGAAAGGGAAUCGGCUGGACCAAUUACAGUUUGCACGGCAGAAGCUGGCAUAUUGUUAUCUUGCUGCUGCUGCUACUAUAUUUCCUCCUGAACUGUCUGAUGCUCGCAUGUCGUGGGCCAAAAAUGGUGUGCUCACAACCGUUGUUGAUGACUUCUUCGAUGUUGGGGGAUCAAAAGAAGAACAUGAAAACCUCGUAACUUUAGUUGAGAAGUGGGAUGAUCACUCCAAAGAUGAGUUCUGCUCUGAGCAAGUGAAAAUAUUGUUUUAUGCUAUCUAUACUACAGUCAAUCAGCUUGGAGUAGUAGCUUCUGCAAUACAAAACCGUGAUGUUCGAAAGCACCUGAUAGAAUUAUGGCUACAACUGUUGAGGUCUAUGAUGUCUGAGGCAGAAUGGCGGAUGAGAAAAUAUGUGCCAACAGUUGAGCAAUACAUGUCAAAUGCAGUUGUUUCCUUCACACUGGGGCCCAUUGUGCUCACAUCGUUGUACUUUGUUGGGCCAAAGCUCUCGGGAUGUGUUAUCCAAGAUCAAGAAUACAAGGAGUUAUUUAGGCUAACGAGCACAAUUGGUCGUCUCCUCAAUGAUAUCCAAGGACUUGAGAGGGAGAGCAGGGAGGGAAACCUGGAUUGUGUCUCACUACUUGUUCUCCACAGUGGUGGUUCUAUGUCAAUUGAAACGGCUAAAGAAACGAUACAGAAGGCCAUAGCCUCAUGUAGAAAAGACUUGCUAAAGCUGGUUCUUAGGGAAAACACAGUUGUUCCUAGGCCAUGCAAGGAGCUGUUCUGGAAGAUGUGCAAGAUAGUUCACUUGUUCUACUCUCAGACUGAUGGAUUUAGCUCGCCAAAUGAAAUGGUGAGUGCGGUUAAUGCAGUUAUCAACGAGCCGCUAAAACUCCAAAUCAACAAUCGACCUUUGCCCAUGCAGUCAGUAAAUUAA